AUGUACAGCCUCUCGACCGCACAUAUGAGUAUAUCGCUCAGCCAGAACUUGAUAGGAUUCUUUGAGCAGGAUGCCGCACGCGGAGGAAUCACCAUCCUCAACGACCAGGGGAGUCCUCUUGUGUAUUCACAAAUCGCCAUCGAAAUAACGAAUUGUCUUCUUGGCGAUUCCAUAGUUAUUUGGCGCGCUUGGGUUCUAUGGGGUCGCAACUGGAAAAUAAUAUACCUCCCAUGUACUCUCAUUCUUGCUGGAGCAGGUUCAGGGGGCGUUCUUGUGCAUGCUUUCUCGCUUUCUCCUAGCGGACAAGAAGUCUACAGCAACUUGAUCAUUCGCUGGUUCGCAAUAUUCGCUGGCGUAACCUUCACGACAAACCUUUAUGUAGUUUGUGCGAUAAGCUACCGAAUAUGGAUACAUCGUCGGCAAAUGGCACAUCUCGGGGACACCGUCGUAAUUAGUGGUGGCAAGUACUUUAGUGCACUUUUUUUGCUCAUAGAAUCUGGUGCUGUGUAUUGCGUCGCGUUGCCUGGACGAGACGAUUCAUCUCAUAUAUCUACUAGACUACGUUCCUCUAGGCUGUACUCGCCCACCUUCGUCAUGUCCACACCCACCCAUUCUCUUGGUGCAUCUACACGUCUUGCAAAGCCCAGCGAGUACCCCAGCGCUAUCAGAGUCCUAACUCGAGCUUUUGCGCGAGAUCCUUGUAUGAACUGGUUCGGUGGCGUCGUAAAAAUGGUGCCCAGCUGCGAUUCCAAGGAUUCACACGCGACCAAGACCAUGAAAGCGCUGUACUCUUUCCAGGAGACGUUACUCCUGGCCACCGUUAUUUCCGGUGGGCACGUUGUCGUGGCCGUUGUUCCUAAUGACACAAAUGAUAUACUUCGCAUUGAUGGAGGGGAUGGAACGAUUGUGGGGGUUACUCUGUGGCUGAAGCCAGGACAGACAUUGGAUUUCGGGGUUUGGAAGAUUAUAAGAGCUCGGGCGUGGAAGGUACUAUUCGGGUGGGGUGUUGGAGGCUUGAAGAGAGUUCUAUUCGAUUUCUCGCCAGCUGUCGAACAUUCUUUGAACCUCGCAUUUGGCUCUCGGGGACUUGACAGGCGCGAUUCGUGGCAUUUAUUGGAGAUGGUGGUCGAUCCUCCUUUCGAAGGCAAAGGCAUCUCGUCACUUAUGAUGCAAGAUGGGUUUCAACGAACAUCUCCGAAGCCGAUACACCUUGAGGCGACGAAGGCAAGGACCCGGGAUAUUUACCAGCGGUUUGGGUUUGAGGUUGACAAUAAACACUAUUUUGGAGUUGGAUCUGUGGACUCGAAUGGGUUGCUCGUAAAGGGUGCUGCAGCUACUGGGUACCCUGAGUGGUUCAUGACCAAGUGGAAGUCGUAA
Molecule: messenger RNA, 1377 nt
Organism: Stereum hirsutum FP-91666 SS1
Lineage: Eukaryota; Fungi; Basidiomycota; Agaricomycetes; Russulales; Stereaceae
Exons: 9
Coding region: 1-1377 (458 amino acids)
Source: RefSeq, a predicted model, not a curated record